GCCGAUGUGGAAAUCUUCCGGAGUGCGGGGACAUUAUCUACAUGCAAUCAAUUCUCCGACGCUUGAACGUUUCAGCCCUUGUACGCCGCAACACCAAGACAAUGUACAUUAAACGUGACCCAGUCGCCAGAGGAAGGUAGCAUACCUGGCUGGAUAAGAAUCAUUGCUCUUGAUCCAAUCCAAGUAACUACACCCACCAUCAUGCAAUUCUCUCUUCUCCUCGUCGCAGCGUAUGCCUGCACCGCCUCCGCACGCCUGACCUGGUCCUUGGCAAAAGCGUCCAACCCCACUGCCGACCAAAGAGAUGCAUACACUAAGAUCGAAGCUGCAAUGACAAAGGCCGUCGCACGCUACGAGAAGUACUCCGAUGCGAACAAGACAAUUCGUGUGGCCUACGCGCCGGGUGUUCCUACCGCCGAGGCAAACUACAACGGCGAUUUACGCUUCGGCUCGAACCGCGCUUACAUGACGGAACGGACUGCGAUGCAUGAGAUAAGCCACACACUAGGAGUCGGGCAGACAGCUGCUUUUGAUAGAAAGUGUGCUGCGGGCGAUUGGAGGACGGCACUACCGCUGAUCAGAAGCUUCGAUGGCGCGAAUGCGAAGAUUACUUGCGGUGGUGGACACUUCUGGCCAUACGGUCUAAACUAUGAGACCGAGUGGAGCGAGACGAAUGCGAACCGGCAUGUGCAAUUGAUUGAGGCUAUGCUGACUGACGGGAUGUGAGGUGAUCGUUGUCGAGUACACUGUUGCAAUUUAGCGUUUAUACAGUACCGACGAAACCCAAUCAGUCAUUGUACUGCUAUCUUUU
This is a messenger RNA of Alternaria rosae, 811 nucleotides long. RefSeq lists its product as uncharacterized. Bases 202 to 726 code for a protein of 174 amino acids. Lineage: Eukaryota; Fungi; Ascomycota; Dothideomycetes; Pleosporales; Pleosporaceae. The transcript is spliced from 3 exons. The record is from RefSeq and is a predicted model, not a curated record.